Messenger RNA from Chenopodium quinoa (quinoa), 2773 nucleotides. Its product is annotated as DNA mismatch repair protein MSH4-like. The transcript has 24 exons. The record is from RefSeq and is a predicted model, not a curated record. Gene Ontology annotation, cellular component: nucleus. Bases 59 to 2431 code for a protein of 790 amino acids. Gene Ontology annotation, molecular function: ATP-dependent DNA damage sensor activity; mismatched DNA binding; ATP binding. Gene Ontology annotation, biological process: reciprocal meiotic recombination; mismatch repair. NCBI's taxonomy places the organism in Eukaryota, Viridiplantae, Streptophyta, Magnoliopsida, Caryophyllales, Amaranthaceae.
CGCAUUUAAAAAUCGCAGUUGAGAAAAAUUUGAAGCAAAGGAACUCUAACUCGUGACAAUGGAGGAUGAUGGAGAGAAAUCGAGCUUCGUCAUCGGCAUCAUUGAAAACAGAGCCAAAGAGGUUGGUGUUGCGGCUUUGGACUUAAGAUCUGCUUCACUUCACCUUUCCCAGUACAUUGAAACCAGUAGUUCUUACCAAAAUACCAAGACCUUGUUGCAAUUUUAUGACCCAAUGUCAAUUAUUGUUCCUCCUAGCAAGCUGGCUCCUGAUAGUAUGGUUGGAGUAUCAGUAAUAGUAGACAGAUAUUACUCUGCAAGCAAGAAGGUAAUAAUGGCACGUGGCUGCUUUGAUGACACCAAGGGAGCUGUCUUGGUCAAGAAUUUGGCUGCAAAGGAACCCUCGGCCCUUGGUCUUGAUAGUUACUACAAGCAAUAUAAUCUUUGCUUGGCUGCAGCAGCUGCUACUAUUAGAUGGACAGAAGCAGAAAAAGGGGUUGUUAUAACUAAUCAUUCAUUAUUGGUCACUUUUAAUGGGUCAUUUGAUCAUAUGAAUAUUGAUGCUACUAGUGUGCAAAACUUGGAACUCAUCGAGCCAUUGCAUUCCAAUCUUUGGGGCACAAACAACAAGAAGAAAAGUAUCUUCCAUAUGCUUAAAACAACUAGAACCACAGGGGGCACUAGAUUACUCCGUGCUAAUCUUCUGCAGCCUCUGAAAGAUAUUGAAACUAUAAAUGCUCGCCUAGAUUGCCUGGAUGAAUUAAUGAGCAAUGAACAGCUUUUCUUUGGACUAUCUCAGGUUCUCCGCAAAUUUCCAAAAGAAACUGAUAGAGUAUUAUGUCACUUUUGCUUCAAGCCAAAGGUCACAAACAAAGUCUUGGCUGGUGACGGUGCUAGAAAGAGCCAAAUAAUAAUAUCAAGCAUUAUACUUCUCAAAACUGCUUUAGAUGCCUUGCCUCUACUGUCCAAGGUGCUAAAAGAUGCAAAAAGCUUUCUUCUUGGAAAUAUCUACAAAUCUAUUUGUGAAAAUGAGAAAUAUGCACUCAUCAAACAAAGAAUAGGAGAAGUAAUAGAUGAAGAUGUAGUCCAUGCAAGGGUUCCUUUUAUUGCUCGAACACAACAAUGCUUUGCUGUCAAGGCUGGUAUUGAUGGGCUGCUUGAUGUUGCUAGGAGGACAUUUUGUGACACUAGUGAAGCAAUACAUAAGCUAACAAACAAAUAUCGUGAAGAUUUUAAACUGCCGAACCUAAAACUUCCUUUCAACAACAGACAAGGGUUUUACUUCAGCAUACCUCAAAAAGAUGUUCAAGAAAAGCUUCCCAGCAAGUUCAUUCAGGUUGUCAAACAUGGAAACAAUAUACACUGCUCUACGUUGGAACUUGCAUCUCUGAAUGUCAGAAGCAAGUCUGCAGCUGCAGAGUGUUGUGUGAGAACAGAACUAUGCUUGGAAGCUCUCAAUGAUGCCAUCAGGGAAGAUGUAUCUGCACUCACUUUGCUUGCAGAGGUCUUGUGCCUUUUGGAUAUGAUUGUCAAUUCAUUUGCUCACAUGAUAUCAACCAAGCCAGUUGAUCGGUAUAUUAGACCAGGAUUUACAGAUAGUGGCCCAUUGGCAAUUGAUGCUGGAAGACAUCCUAUCCUUGAGAGUAUACACAGUGACUUUAUUCCCAACAAUGUUUUUCUUUCAGAAGCAUCAAACAUGGUGAUUGUUAUGGGUCCAAACAUGAGUGGCAAAAGCACUUACCUCCAACAAGUGUGUCUUAUUGUCAUCCUUGCUCAAAUUGGCUGCUACAUACCAGCUCGAUUUGCCACUAUAAGAGUCGUUGAUCGUAUAUUUACUCGAAUGGGAGCUGUAGAUAAUCUUGAAUCCAAUUCUAGUACGUUCAUGACGGAGAUGAGAGAGACAGCAUUUAUAUUGCAGAAUGUUUCUCAGAGAAGUUUAAUUGUCAUGGAUGAACUUGGGAGGGCCACUUCUUCAUCAGAUGGAUUUGCAGUUGCAUGGAGCUGCUGUGAGCAUCUGCUAUCUCUGAAAGCGUACACGAUUUUUGCCACUCAUAUGGAAAAUCUGUCAGACUUAGCAACCCUCUACCCCAAUGUGAAAAUUCUACAUUUUCAUGUCGACAUAAGAAACAACCGAUUGGAUUUCAAGUUUCAACUGAAGGAUGGGCCUCGGCAUAUUCCCCACUAUGGCCUUCUACUUGCAGGUGUAGCAGGACUUCCUAAAUCCGUGAUCGAGACAGCCUCAGUCAUCACGUCUAGAAUCUUAGAACAGGAAGCUAAGAAGAUGGAGGUGAAUGAAUUGCAAUACUAUCCCAUUCAGAUGCUUUACCGUGUGGCACAGAGGCUGAUAUGCUUGAAGCACUCUAAUCAUGAUGAAGAUUCGAUAAGAGAAGCACUUCAGACUCUCAAAGAGAAUUACCUUAGUGGCAGAUUGUAGAGUGCUUACGACCUGACGCACUUGAACUCUCUCUUCAUAGGAUAUUUUUUGGGAAGGUUAUCAUUGAGAUGUAAUACAAAGACUGUUGUUGAGCUCUUACAUUAUAAAACUUUGUUGGACAAACUUCUUCUAUCUACAUUCUACAGCUCUACAUGUUAGGAACUUCAACUAAAUCACUAUUUUCCCUUGAGGGGGUAGUCCAAAGAAAUUAACUUCAAGAUUGUUGAACAUAAGUUAACCCAGCAAUGAUGUGCCUUUUAAAUUGAAGAGAUAGAUUGUACAAUUAUAUAGCUGUCAAAAAACAAAAAAAAAAAAAAAAAAAAAAAAAAAAAAAAAAAAAAA